AUGGCGCAAAUGCUAGAUGCAACCGAACGACCGUUGCAGGCGCAGCAAAUACACCCUCAUACCGACUCAACACAAGAGCCAGAGAACAUGCUUCUCAAGGCAGUCCACCAGUCACCAACAAUGAAACAAUUCCGGCUCUCAAACAAUUCUCGUCCGGUUCAAACUUCCCGAAGACUCUUGAAAAUCCCGCCCCAGCGUAUCUCCAACCAGAUGACCCUUUCGAGUCUUUCAGGACCACAGAGGAUUGCCUGCGAACCAUACAUCGAGUACUGUGACGAAUUCGGCACCCUCGUGGCAGCCUAUUACCUGGGACCCAAACUCGCCGGGCACGCCGGAAGAAUUCAUGGCGGGCUUCUGAUGACGCUGUUCGACGAGUGCAUGGGACGAGCCUGUUUUCCUCGGCUUGCAGGCAAAACUGCAGUCACUGCAAAAAUCGACGUGAGCUUUAGAAAGCCAGUUCUGGUGGAGAGUGUGGUACUUGUCAAGGCCUGGACUGAGAAUAUCGAGGGAAGAAAAGCCUGGGUAAAGGCGGAAAUCCUGCAAUUUGACGACGAGAGUCGCCCAUGUGCUGAAGCUUCUGCCUUGUUUAUCGAACCCAGAAAUGCCGCCGAGAUGGACAUUUUGAUAUAA
This is a messenger RNA of Rhinocladiella mackenziei CBS 650.93, 630 nucleotides long. RefSeq lists its product as uncharacterized. The coding region runs from base 1 to 630 and encodes 209 amino acids. The record is from RefSeq and is a predicted model, not a curated record. NCBI's taxonomy places the organism in Eukaryota, Fungi, Ascomycota, Eurotiomycetes, Chaetothyriales, Herpotrichiellaceae. The transcript has a single exon.